Molecule: messenger RNA, 2349 nt
Organism: Meira miltonrushii
Lineage: Eukaryota; Fungi; Basidiomycota; Exobasidiomycetes; Exobasidiales; Brachybasidiaceae
Product: glycogen debranching enzyme
Exons: 1
Coding region: 230-2293 (687 amino acids)
Biological process (GO): carbohydrate metabolic process
Source: RefSeq, a predicted model, not a curated record
GCAUUUACUUGCUCUUUGCUUUUGACAUUUAUCCGACGUUAGCAUCGGUAAUCUGUUGCACUUUAAGCACUUCACUUCAUUUCUCCAUAUUUUCUCCGAUCCGCGCUAAACAAUUUCUUGGCAAACAUAAAAUAUCGAACAAGAGAUGACCGAACAUCAUCAAAGAGCAUAUAAGAAGAUCAUAUUCGGGUGAUAUUGAGAUAUUGAGAGGAUAUACCAAUUAGCCAGCAUGUUCCAUCAAUUAGCAAACUGGUCAUUUAUCAUAGCCUUCGCGCUUGAUCAAGUGAAGGCCGGGCCGGUAAUCAAGAGAUCCCUAGACACAAAUGCAAUCUUGCAACAACACUAUGGAAAUGACGCAGAAUGGUAUUCAAAUCGAAUCCCAUUCUUUGAUUCUUCUGAUGAAAAAUUAAACGAAAUUUAUUAUUAUCGAUGGCAAAUAUUUCGAGCUCAUCAACGUGAUCUGGGUAAUGAUUAUGGAUUCAUCACCACUGAAUUCGCAGAUGAUGUAUCUUGGCAACUCUCACCUUGGGCAAGCUUGAAUGACGCUACCGGUUUCCACUUAAAUGAAGGUCGUUGGUGUAGAGACAGGCGCUUUACACACGAUUAUAUCAACCAUAUGUUUGGCGAAAGAAAAGGGAACGAUCGUCAUUUUAGUGAUUAUAUGGCAGAUUCAGUUUGGAAUGUUUAUUUGGUUGAUCAUGAUUCACAAGCUGCCACACAAUACCUUGAUCAAAUAAAAACUGUUUAUGAUCAAUGGAACGAUCAUUUUGAUAUGUCAAAAGGGUUGUACUAUAUCGAACCUAUUGCAGAUGCUACCGAAUUUACCAUCUCUUCAAUCGAUGCAAGCGGAGGAACAGGAGGAUUCACUGGCGGAACUAGCUUUAGACCUUCGAUUAAUUCGUACAUGUAUGCUAAUUUCAAAGCGAUUGCACAAUUAGCAAGAUUAACAAGCGAUGAAAACUCAGCGGAGACAUAUGAACGAAGAGCAAACAUACUCAAGAACCAAACACAAACAAAUUUAUGGAAUUCAACGUUUGAGCAUUUCAUCGACCGAUUUCAGGUAAAUAAUGAUUACGUGAAAUAUUUUGACUUUAUUCGAGGUAGAGAAUUGGUGGGAUACGUCCCAUUCAUGUUCGACCUACCCGAUGAUACCUCAGUUUAUGCUGCUAGUUGGUCACACGUCUUAGAUGCAAAUCUUUUGGGUGGUCAAUACGGAAUGCGGACCAAUGAACCUUCUUAUGAACACUAUAUGCAGCAGUAUAGGUAUGACGUUGUCAAUAGCUCUCGGCCAGAAUGCCAAUGGAACGGACCCGUUUGGCCAUUCCAAACGACGCAAGUUUUAUUGGGCAUGUCAAACGUACUUGAUCAUUAUAACAACAAAGGCGAUCUGAAUAUUUCACAAUUUAACAGACUUUUAAGUCAAUAUGUUGAUUUACACUACGAUUCCAACGGAAAGCCAAAUUUGGAAGAAGAUUAUAAUCCCGAUAAAGGUGGAGCGAUUGUUGGAUUGGAUCGAUCACCGCAUUAUUUCCAUUCUGGUUUUGUGGAUAUUGUUUUGGGUGGUCUUGUGGGUAUUCGACCACGUUCAGAUGAUAAACUCGAAAUUAAUCCUUUGGUCGAUCAAAAUAGCGGUCCAAGUUGGUUCCGUGCAGAAGAAGUACCGUAUCACGGUAGCAAUAUUGCUGUUCAGUAUGAUCGCGAUGGAUCACAUUACGGUACCAAGGGAUUGGUGAUUGAGCGUGAUGGGCAGCAAGUUGCAGCCUCUGCAACCCUUCAACGUAUAAUUGUUGAUUAUGCACCGAAGGAUCUGUUACCGAUCGAUCGUCCGAGUGCAAUCUCAAUUCAAUUGCAAGAGUCUUCCGCUUAUCCACGCGGAUCUGCUUCUUCGAAUGCAAAUGACACGACCAAAAUUCACGAUGCGAUCGAUGGCAGAGUAUGGUUCACGAGUGAAUUAGCGAACGGAUGGGAAUCCGACACGAAUGCGAAUCAAUGGUAUGCUAUCGAAUUAGGGAAUAGUGACGGGUCAGCAGCAUCAAAUCGGACCAUUUCACGUGCUGAAAUUGCAUGGUUCGCAGAUGACAAUACAUUUGCUGCACCUGAUUCAUACACAAUCGAAACGAGUACGAGCAAUCAAGGUCCUUGGACUGCAAUCCCGAACGUUCAACAAAUUAAACCGCUAGCUAAUGGUAUCACGCAUGCUCAAUGGACUUCUUUGGAUACCAGUAAUGUUCGUCUGUCAUUCACAUUACCUUCUGGAAAGAGGGCACGAUUGACAGAAUUCAAGCUGUUCUAGUCUUCCUUCCAUAGCAUAGCAUGUAUAUAUCUGAAGAAUGAAUGAAUGAAUAUCCU